This is a messenger RNA of Phytophthora nicotianae INRA-310, 2058 nucleotides long. RefSeq lists its product as hypothetical. Bases 57 to 1865 code for a protein of 602 amino acids. NCBI's taxonomy places the organism in Eukaryota, Oomycota, Peronosporomycetes, Peronosporales, Peronosporaceae. The record is from RefSeq and is a predicted model, not a curated record. The transcript has a single exon.
GAUUGAAUUAACCUGUUCACUCAAGGAUUUUCCAUCCGAAGAACCGAAAGUCCUGGAUGGCACAUUGGUGGCGACACGACGAGCUGCUGGCGCUGUUGCAGGCGUGGGAACAGACGCUAGAUGCGCCUCGUGACCGCGAUGAGCUCACGCAGCUGGAGCUGCAGCGACUGUAUGAGAAGUUUGACGCCUUGCGGCCACGUGACGGCGCGUCCGUGCCCGUUCAAGAGGUGGAAGCGCAACGUCAGCGUUUAGUCCGCACCUUCCUGUUCCUACGCGCAUUCAACGACGAGAGCACUCGUGCUGGACGUCCCACGUGGUUUCAACUACCGACGCAACAGCAGGAGAGUCUACGCCGCAUGAACGGACGACUGGGGGAGCUGGCAACCGUGGCGCCGGACGAGUUCGAACUACUCCGACGGAUCUGCGAGGAGCCACCCCCACCACCCCUUGCCCAGACGGAAACGCCCCAAAUGAGCGCACCGGAUCGUCCGCAAGAACGCCCCAUGGUGGACGAGAUGAAGGCGGCGGCUGAGGCACUCGCCGGUUUGCCCAUGUUCCGUCCGAACCAGCCGCCACAGCUGUCGCCCCCUUUGUCACCCGUUGCCACCGUGACUAAGCAGACACUUGAAAGCGAAUCUAAACGAGAGGAGACGUCGGAAUCCGACGGGUUGUCGGAAAGUGAGGACGAGGACGAGUAUACACCGAGGAAAAGUCGGAAGAGAGAAAUGGACACGGACUAUACGCCACCCAAAGCCAAAGCCAAGAGUAAGAUCAAAAUGACGUCCAAAUGGUCCAAGAAAGAUGAGCAGCGACUCUUGUCGGCGUGGCACGAGGUGGUUACAGUGUUGGCGGACAACGGAUUUGCCGGGUCUUUCGCCUCUCGGAACGAGGGGCUCCGGUUAAAUUCUCUGAUCCAUCAGCGGUAUGCUGAACUAUGUGGUGACGACAGUAUACCCCGUACCAACCAGUCGACGGGUGCUAAGAAACACGCCAUUGUGAUGGCGUUCCGAGCUCUGCGGAAUGUACUCCGCACUUUGGCGUCGCAGAGUGAUCGUCCGAACUGGUUCGGAAUGACUCCCGAAGAGCGGAUGGAGUUGCAGAUGAGAUUCGGACACCAUAACGAACAGGCUGUCUUUAUUGAGAAAGAAACGUACCAGAGACUCGUCCAGAUCGAUAAGGCUCAGCAGAUCGUGUUAACUCCGACUGUCGACGCACCUCGCGCUCCAGCGACACUGGACGAACUUCUCGGACGGACAACAGGGGGUUCUCGAAAACAAGUCGGACGGAAAUCCUCAAAGGAAAAAUACGCUUCGGGCCCCCCUAGAGGCUACGUUAUUGCAGAGAAAUCGUCCGAGGAAUCGGAAGCAGAAUCGUCGGAAGACGCCGCGUCAAUCCGGAAUGAACGAUCCGAAAACUCCAGUCGAGACGCAAAUUCACAGCGUUCGAAGAAACUGGCAAGAAAAGCUUUUCGUGAGGUGGAUCCAGCGGACGACAGCGUGUCUACUACUUCUAUUAAACGCCGUCGAACCGGGUUGAGUGAUGCCAAGUGGGUGACGCGUUUGCUGGACACUCAGACGCAGCGGUUCGAGGCACUUCUCGCUGAGUUCCAGGAGGAGCGGCGACAAGAGCGACAACAUAACGUGGAGAUCAUUCUGGAAGCUCUCAAGCUACGCAAUGCGUCUGCAAAGAAAGCGGAUCAGCCGUCCCAGUUCGUGGAUGCGUUGGUGGAAAAGCAACGCCAAAACAUGCUAAGACUCUUCAAGCAGCUGCAAGAUGAGCGUUCCCAAGAACGCGAACAAGCUCGAGUUCUGCUGCGAGAGCUUGGAAGUUCUCGACUCGUCCAAGAUCAAGAAGAGAAAGAUUAACUGGGUAAGUGCGUGAAUCGAUCGGGUAGUAAGUAGUCGCCUUAAUUUCGACGUUGCAUUGGAAUCCUUAACCUUUACGAGGUGCACGUAUCCGAUAUCCCCUUCGUAGGACAAUGCUAAGCAUCAAGUACCCCACUUCCAAUCCUUAAAAAUCAUCGUAACAAAAACAAAUAUAGGGUUUAUUUUGACUUGA